UAAUUAGAUAGUUUUCCUUACAGAAAAUCUAUAGAUAGGAGCAAAAUUUAAGGAGACACUUAAUUAAAUGUAAAAAAGGACAAAUAUAAAUAUCCUAUUAUCUCAUCACAUCAGGAGGAUAACACUCAAUCAGAAUAAUUAAAUAUUUUAGAUAGGGAUAAUUUUUUAAUUUAUAAGAUGAGGAACCAGGUAUCAUUUUAAAAACUAUUCAAAAAGUUAAACCUCUAUGAAUGAAUAACAAAAAUAGAAUUAACGAUAGGAUGCUGAGUAGAUUCUGAUUGAGAGCCUCAAUAAAUUGAUUUUAUUCAGCUAUUUAACUAAUUUGGUAAAUUGGUGUAAUUUUUUUCAGCUUUUGAAGGGAAGAGACCUCCCAAUAAUUAAUUAGAGAACUUAAUAUUUAAUUAAAUAAGAAGAAUUUUAAAGGAAUAAGGUUGAGUGGGUCAACCAUCUAACUUUAGGAAAAUUAGAUUUGACAAAAAUGUGAAGAAGAAUUAUUAAGAGGUUCACUAUAGGUAGGUAUGUUUGUAUAUCUUAGUCUUAUAAAAUUGAUUAGUUAUUUUGAUAUUUAAUAAUUUUUACAAUAGCAAACCCAAGG
Molecule: messenger RNA, 595 nt
Organism: Paramecium sonneborni
Lineage: Eukaryota; Ciliophora; Oligohymenophorea; Peniculida; Parameciidae
Source: the annotation of a GenBank genome assembly